AUGGCAUCAAAGAAAGCUGCAUCCAAAUCUUCAGCUGCAAGCGACACCUACACGGGACCUAUUACCCGUAGUCGUUCCAAGGGGAUCAUCCAAGGGCAAGACCAAGGUUCCGCCAUCGCGCAGAGCAUCCUGAAGCAAUUGAUGGAAUCUCCUAAAGCUGGAAUUGUCAUCAAGGAAAAUCCUCUAUAUAAUGAUUAUGAUUCUGCCUCUAGCAGGUCACUGAAAGAAGCACACCCAGAUGUGAUGUCCGUCAUGAUGGCUGAUGUAGCAGUCGAGACUGCCAUGGCGGAGAUGGAGAGAAAAAUUAAUCUCCUGAUGAAGGUUGUUGAUGAACGAGACCACGAAAUUGCAGCUUUAAAGGAGCAGAUGCAGACUCGUGAAACUGCUGAAUCGAGUCAAACUCCUGUCGUUAAAGUUGAUGACAAAGGGAAGAACGUGGUACAAGAAAAUCAGCCACAACAACAAUCAACUUCUGUGGCUUCUCUCUCGGUUCAACAAUUACAAGAUAUGAUCACAAACUCCAUCAGAGCACAAUAUGGAGGCCCAUCUCAGACUUCUUUCAUGUACUCUAAACCAUACACCAAAAGAAUCGACAACUUGAGAAUGCCGCUUGGAUAUCAGCCUCCAAAAUUCCAGCAGUUUGACGGAAAGGGCAAUCCAAAACAGCACGUUGCUCACUUCGUCGAAACAUGUGAGAAUGCAGGAUCAAGAGGAGAUCAACUAGUCAGACAAUUUGUUCGAAGCUUGAAAGGAAAUGCUUUUGAAUGGUAUACUGAUCUGGAGCCAGAAAGCAUUGAGAGUUGGGAACAACUAGAAAAGGAGUUUCUCAAUCGCUUCUACAGCACCAGGCGUACUGUAAGCAUGAUGGAGCUUACAAAUACGAAACAAAGAAAGGGAGAACCAGUCAUCGACUACAUCAAUAGAUGGAGAGCUCUAAGUCUUGACUGUAAAGAUCGGCUCACCGAACUGUCGGCUGUAGAAAUGUGCACCCAAGGCAUGCACUGGGGACUCCUCUACAUUUUGCAGGGAAUAAAGCCCCGCACAUUUGAAGAACUGGCAACUCGAGCUCAUGAUAUGGAGUUGAGCAUCGCCAGUAGAGGAACUAAAGAUUUUCUUGUUCCUGAAGUAAAGAAAGAUAAGAAAGAGAUGAAAGGUGCUGAAAAGAUAGUGAAAAGCACCUCGAAAGAAUCUAUGGUCGUAAACACAACCCCGCUGAAAUUCUCCAAAGGAAAGGAAGCGAGGGUUGAAAAGAAGGAUGAUGGAAGCGAAAGGCGACGUCUGACUUUAAAAGAAAGGCAGGAAAAAGUUUACCCAUUUCCUGAUUCAGAUAUCGCUGACAUGCUAGAGCAACUACUAGAGAAGCAGCUGAUCCAGCUGCCAGAAUGUAAACGACCUGAGCAAGCAGGAAAGGUAGAUGAUCCCAAUUACUGCAAGUAUCAUCGGGUCAUCAGUCAUCCAGUAGAGAAAUGCUUCGUGCUGAAGGAGCUAAUUCUAAGGUUGGCUCGUGAGAAAAGGAUUGAGCUAGAUUUGGAGGAAGUAGCUCAAACAAACCACGCUGAAGUGACGAUAAUGUCUGAGGCUUCUUCGUCGAGAUUGAUUUUUGAGCAAAGGAAAAGCUUGGUCCAGUUCGGGACCUUUGAGCCUAUAGUUGUCCAAUUCUUUCAGGAAAUCUCAUACGAGGAUCCUCAAGGAGAGAAAAGACCAAUUGAAGAAGACGAUGAAGGGUGGAUAGUGGAUGAAGACCCAGAAGUCGUUGCGUGUCAUGCUAUCAACACAACGGAGGAAGAAAUAAUCCCUCCAAGAUCACUAGAAGGAGAGGGAGUAUCAAAAGACCUUUCAAGGUUUAAUGUAGAGGAUCUAUUAUCACUUCCUCAAGAGACCAAAACCAUCCUUAUUGAUGCAUUGCUAAAUUCAAGAGCAUCAAGUUCGAGUACUCCGACUAUGACAUAUGAGAGUGGUUCUUAUUGUAUGUCUAUAGACUUCUCAGAUGAGGAUUUGUUGUUGGGAUCUAAACUUCAUAAUAGACCUUUGUAUGUUUCUGGAUACGUUCGAGAACAGAGAGUCGAUCGAAUCCUCAUUGAUAAUGGCUCAGCUGUCAACAUAAUGCCAAAGUCGACUAUGUGGCAAUUAGGCAUCUUGAUGGACGAGCUCUCAAAUAGCAAGCUAGUAAUUCAAGGUUUUAACCAAGGUAGCCAAAGAGCAAUAGGCAUGAUACGGUUAGAACUCAUAAUUGGCGACCUAAAGGCCAGUGCAUUGUUUCAUGUCAUAGACUCAAGGACUACUUACAAGUUGUUACUAGGGCGUCCUUGGAUUCAUGGAAACGGAGUAGUAACUUCAACACUGCAUCAGUGCUUCAAAUUUUAUCAGGACGGUGUAAAGAAGGUUGAAGCCGACUCUAAUCCAUUCUCAGAAGCUGAGUCUCACUUCGCAGAUGCAAAUUUUGCGUUAUGUCCCUCUGUCAAGGCGCAAGAAAGGCGAAUCACCAUUCAUGGAGUCUCCAAAAGGUUUGAAAGUUGGGACAUCGAAAUCAUAAAAGAAAGCUUCACUACACCACUAACUAAGAUAGCGAAGCAGGAGGUAAAGGUAGAUCUGGUGGAAGCAAACUUGCCCCAAAGGCGAACGAAAGACGGAUUCGACCCCAAGGCUUACAAAUUGAUGGCGAAAGCAGGUUAUGACUUCACAGCUCACACCGAGUUUAAAAGCUUGGAAAUUCAUGACCGACCUGAGCUCUCCUCAACUCAAAAGAAGCUUCUACGGGAAGGACAUUCUAUACCCGUGUCGAGAAAAGGACUCGGAUACAAGUCGCCAGAACCGAUCCGUAUAACUAAAAAGGGGAAGGAAAAAGUGGUUGACAUCAAUCAUAUAACUAUAGAGGAGGAUGACAAUACUGACGUAAAAGAAGGUGAUAAUCAGAGAAUCUCAGUAUUUGAUCGAAUUAGACCAUCUGUUGCACGUCCCGUAGUAUUUGAAAGGCUAAGCAUGACAGAGGCAGAAAGAGAAAGGCUCCAGUCAGUACCAAACCUUGAGAGACAUUCGGUCUUUCGAAGGCUAACUACGACUCCCAUAAAGGAAGAAAGCACAUGCCAUGCCUUGACAACUACAAGACCAUCAGCCUUUGAAAGGCUAGGUGUGUCUAAAAAGAAAAAUGUACAAGCACCCCGUGCUCCGAUUUUUAAUCAUCUCGGGGAUAAAGGAUCACACGACAACAUUGAUUCCAACAUAGAUACAAAGAAGAAGGAACCAAUGUCUCGUGUGAAAGUUUGGCGUCGAAUUAAGCAUACAGAUGUCGAUAAUUAUCGUAGUAAGAAGUUUCCUUGCGAGACAAAGGAAAAUGGAGAAAUUCAUAGCAACGUUCCUUCUCGCAUGAAAAGAAAAACUUUUGUUACUCUCAAUACAAGUCAAGGUUCGUUAAAGGUAAAAAGACAUGAUGUUAUACUAACGAAUCCUGAAAAAGAAGGGUCGGAACAAGGGGAAUGUGAAACUUCAUGUCAUCACAUCACCAUUAUUGAGGAAUCAGAGACUGGAACUCAUGAAGAAGACGCAGAAAAUGCCCCACAAAGUUUAGAGGAUGGUGGUCAAUCUACUGUAGACGAGCUAAAAGAGGUGAACCUUGGUACAAUAGAGGAACCACGUCCGACUUUCAUUAGUGCGUCCCUCUCUAACGAAGAGGUGGAUAAAUAUAUGAGUUUGCUCACCGAAUACAGGGACAUCUUUGCGUGGUCGUACAAGGAGAUGCCAGGACUUGACCCAAAAGUAGCAGUCCAUCAUCUUGCAAUUAAACCCGGAUAUCGACCGAUUAAACAAGCACAACGACGUUUUCGACCGGAGCUUAUCCCUCAAAUCGAGGUGGAAGUCAACAAGUUGAUCGAAGCAGGAUUCAUUCGCGAGGUCAAAUAUCCAACGUGGAUAGCAAACAUUGUCCCUGUUAGAAAAAAAAAUGGACAACUUCGCGUUUGUGUAGACUUUCGCGAUCUGAAUAAUGCAUGCCCUAAAGAUGAUUUUCCCUUGCCCAUCACCGAAAUCAUGGUUGAUGCAACUACUGGACACGAGGCGUUGUCGUUUAUGGAUGGGUCGUCUGGAUAUAAUCAAAUACGGAUGGCCCUCUCAGAUGAAGAAAUGACAGCUUUCAGAACUCCAAAGGGAAUAUACUGUUACAAGGUGAUGCCCUUUGGAUUGAAAAAUGCCGGCGCUACUUAUCAACGUGCCAUGCAGAAAGUGUUUGAUGAUAUGUUGCACAGGUAUGUUGAAUGUUAUGUUGAUGAUCUUGUAGUCAAAACAAAGAGACGACAAGACCAUUUGAAGGAUCUAAAAGUCGUGUUUGAUCGCUUGCGAAAAUAUCAGCUAAGGAUGAACCCUCUCAAGUGUGCGUUUGGUGUAACUUCAGGAAAAUUUCUUGGCUUCAUUGUAAGGCAUCGAGGGAUCGAAAUAGACCAGUCCAAGAUUGAUGCCAUUCAGAAGAUGUCAAGACCUAAAAGUUUGCAUGACCUAAGAAGUCUCCAAGGACGACUGGCUUACAUCCGAAGGUUCAUCUCUAACUUGGCCGGUCGGUGUCAACCUUUUCAAAAGUUGAUGAGAAAAGGAGAAAAUUUUGUGUGGGAUGAAGCUUGUCAGAACGCUUUUGAUAGCAUAAAGAAAUACUUGCUUACUCCCCCAGUGCUGGGAGCUCCAGUACCUGACAAACCACUAAUAUUGUACAUUGCUGCACAAGAAAGGUCCUUAGGAGCAUUACUGGCACAAGAAGAGGUAAAGGGAAAGGAGCGUUCUCUCUACUAUCUAAGCAGAACAUUAAUUGGGGCUGAAGUUAACUAUUCUCCUAUCGAAAAGAUGUGUCUUGCACUUUUCUUUGCCAUUGAUAAGUUGAGGCAUUAUAUGCAGGCCUUCACGGUUCAUCUAGUGGCAAAAGCAGACCCUAUAAAGUAUGUUCUAUCCAGGCCAAUCAUCGCUGGACGCUUAGCCAAAUGGGCGGUUCUACUCCAACAAUAUGACAUUGUCUAUAUUCCCCAAAAGGCGAUAAAAGGACAAGCGCUAGCAGACUUUUUAGCAGACCACCCAAUUCCUUCGGAUUGGAAGUUAUGUGAUGACCUACCAGACGAUGAGGUUUUCUUCACAGAAGUUAUGGAACCUUGGACUAUGUACUUCGAUGGUGCAGCUCGAAGAAGUGGUGCGGGGGCAGGCAUUGUCCUCAUUUCUCCUGAGAAGCAUAUGUUGCCUUAUAGCUUUGCACUUUCCGAAUUGUGUUCAAACAAUGUGGCUGAAUAUCAGGCUUUGAUAAUUGGCCUUCAAAUAGCAUUAGAAAUCGGAGUGUCAUUCAUAGAGGUCUAUGGUGAUUCAAAAUUGAUAAUCAAUCAACUCUCGCUUCAAUAUGACGUGAAACAUGAAGACUUGAAGCCAUAUUUUGCUUAUGCUCGACAAUUGAUGGAAAAGUUUGAUAAUGUGAUGUUAGAACAUGUCCCUAGAGUAGAAAAUAAGAGAGCGGAUGCAUUGGCAAAUUUAGCCACGGCCUUGACCAUGCCAGAUGAUGUAACUCUGAACAUACCACUUUGUCAACGAUGGAUUAUACCCCCAGUUAGGCCUGAAUGUCAGGAAGUGAACAUGGCAACAUCCUAUUUGAUUGAUGAAGAAGAUUGGCGUCAACCCAUCAUAGAGUAUCUUGAACAUGGAAAGCUUCCAAAGGAUUCUCGUCAUAAAAUUGAGAUACGAAGAAGGGCAGCACACUUCAUUUAUUACAAGGGAACUUUAUAUCGCCGUUCUCUUGAAGGGCUCUUCCUUCGAUGUCUCGGAAAGGAAGAUUCGGUAAAAGCUCUAAAGGAAGUACAUGCAGGUGUUUGUGGAGCACAUCAAUCGGGACCAAAGCUUCAAUUCCAGCUAAGAAGAAUGGGCUACUACUGGCCUAAGAUGAUCCAAGAUUCAAUAGACUAUGUGAAGAAGUGUGAGCCUUGUCAAUACCAUGCAAACUUCAUACACCAACCUCCAGAACCUCUUCAUCCAACUGUGGCUUCUUGGCCUUUUGAGGCUUGGGGACUCGAUCUGGUUGGCCCCAUUACACCAAAAUCAUCAGCAGGACAUUCUUAUAUCCUAGCAGCAACAGACUAUUUUUCAAGGUGGGCUGAGGCCAUUUCAUUGAGAGAAGCCAAGAAGGAGAACGUGGCAGACUUUAUUCGAACACACAUCAUCUAUCGAUACGGUAUUCCACAUCGAAUCGUGACGGAUAAUGGAAAGCAAUUCUCCAAUAGUAUGAUGGACAAGUUAUGUGAAAAAUUCAAAUUCAAGCAAUAUAAGUCAUCCAUGUACAACGCAGCUGCGAAUGGACUAGCAGAAGCAUUCAACAAAACAUUGUGUAAUCUUUUAAAGAAAAUUGUCUCCAAGUCAAAGAGGGAUUGGCAAGAAAAGAUCGGCGAGGCAUUAUGGGCUUAUCGGACGACUCAUCGCACCCCUACAGGGGUUACACCAUAUUCGCUUGUUUACGGUGUGGAGGCUGUCCUUCCUCUCGAAAGGGAAAUUCCGUCACUAAGAAUGGCAGUACAAGAGGGAUUGACUACCGAAGAUAAUGUGAAGUUACGUCUUCAAGAAUUAGAAGCACUUGACGAAAAGCGAUUAGAGGCUCAGCAAGCAUUGGAAUGUUAUCAAGCGAGAAUGUCCAAAGCUUUUGAUAAACACGUUAAACCUCGCUCCUUUCAAGUCGGUGAUCUAGUACUUGCCGUAAGGAGACCGAUCAUCACAACAAGGCAUACAGGAAAUAAGUUCACACCUAAAUGGGAUGGACCUUACAUUGUUAAAGAAGUUUAUACAAAUGGCGCAUACAAGAUCGUUGAUCAAGACGGACUACGAAUUGGCCCAAUCAAUGGUAAAUUUCUUAAAAAAUUUUAUGCUUAAUUUUGUUAGGUAAAAAAAAAAAAAAAAA
Cucumis sativus (cucumber) is the source of this 6901-nucleotide messenger RNA. RefSeq lists its product as uncharacterized. Gene Ontology annotation, molecular function: nucleic acid binding; RNA-DNA hybrid ribonuclease activity. Gene Ontology annotation, biological process: DNA integration. The record is from RefSeq and is a predicted model, not a curated record. The coding region runs from base 1 to 6873 and encodes 2290 amino acids. The transcript is spliced from 3 exons. Lineage: Eukaryota; Viridiplantae; Streptophyta; Magnoliopsida; Cucurbitales; Cucurbitaceae.